Messenger RNA from Dreissena polymorpha, 599 nucleotides. RefSeq names its product electroneutral sodium bicarbonate exchanger 1-like. The record is from RefSeq and is a predicted model, not a curated record. Gene Ontology annotation, molecular function: solute:inorganic anion antiporter activity; sodium:bicarbonate symporter activity. Gene Ontology annotation, biological process: monoatomic anion transport; regulation of intracellular pH; transmembrane transport. Lineage: Eukaryota; Metazoa; Mollusca; Bivalvia; Myida; Dreissenidae. Gene Ontology annotation, cellular component: plasma membrane.
UAAAAAACCCUGCUAUUAUUUGACUUUGAACUUACUUUUGACAGCCGACAACCAUCUGAACCGGGGUUGGUUCAUUCAGCCGUUCCACGAGAAGAACCCCAAGUGGCUUUGUGUAGCCGCAUAUCCCUGCCCUUUGGCCACAAUCUUGUUGUUCAUGGACCAGCAGAUCACGGCAGUCAUCAUCAACAGGAGAGAGAACAAACUGAAGAAAGGGUGUGGCUACCACCUGGAUCUCCUGAUCGUUGCCAUUCUCAUUAUUCUCAACUCUUUCCUGGGCCUGCCGUACUUUGUGGCAGCCACCGUCCUGUCCGUAAACCACGUGAUGUCUCUGAAGAAGGAGUCCGAAUGCACCGCGCCAGGCGAGAGACCGAAAUUCCUAGGAGUCAGAGAGCAGCGGGGUGACAGGUGUUGCCAUCUUUAUGAUGAUCGGACUGUCCGUAUUAAUGACGGGUGUUCUUAAGUACAUCCCGAUGCCCAUCCUCUACGGUGUGUUCCUGUUUAUGGGUAUCGCGUCUCUUAAGGGGAUGCAACUCGUCAACCGCAUCAUGAUCCUUUUUAUGCCCAUGAAAUAUCAGCCUGACUACAUCUACCUGCGUAAC